CGUCAUACCUUUAUUUAGGAGGAGUCUGGUUUUCCAGCAGUCAAUCAGCAAAUCUGUGUCACUGGUGCGAGUAGGAAGGGUAAGGAACUCCCGAUCACACAAUCUAAACUCGAAAUUGGAAUAAACAUCGUUUGUCCUCAAGGUAUUAGUGAACAUUUCGCUUAAAAUGUGAAGUAAUCAACGGCGGGCUUGUAGCCUAUUAAUCAUUGGACGAUACGUCUACGGAAAGUUUGAACGCUACCUUUUACAGCACGGAUGUCAGAUGCGCCAUCUCCAUGCGCUACAGGGUUGCAGUUUUCUGAAGAAGUGAGAAGGAGAGUUUUCGGUUUUUUGGGGGGCGACUUGGAGACAAUUCACUUCAUGAUGAGAGAACGAACCUGGGUUUAGGAUUCAAAGACAAGGUUGCUGCCACACCCCUCCCCCCUAUGUGUCCCAUUGGCUGCUGUUCCCCAGGGGGUGGGACUCAGUAUGGGUUAAGAGCUGUGAGGCCAGACUGAGAGGACAGUGAAGGCUGACACACUCCACCCGCCGCACAGGUGGCUAGAGAUCAGAGGUCGUAGCUAGAGGUCAUGGCGGGCCUGAGGAGGAAGCUGAAAUUUCUGGUGACGUUGAUGACGGUCAAUCUCUUCAUCUUCAUCCUAGUGUUCCACAGAGAGGAGGAGGAGGACAGGACAAGGGACACAACAAGGUUCUGUGUUGUCCUUGUCCCCUCCAAGCGCUUCUGGUCCAAACUGGCUCCUAGUCAGGCCUACUGGAACCGCCAGCAACAGAGACUGGACCGCCAACACAACCCUAUCCUCGCCUCCUCCAAUAGUAACAACACUAGCGAUGAUGAUGUCAGACCUGUCCCUGAUUGGCUCAACGACACGGGGCUGAACCCUGACCCCUGCCAACCGGACUACAGAGUCACCACUCGCGUGAAAGACUACAAUUCCCUACCUCCCCGUUUUAAAGACUUCCUGCUCUACAUGCGCUGUCGGUCGUACCCUCUAGUGGUGGACCAGCCUCACGUCUGCCAAACGACCUGGACAGGGGAGCCGCCCUUCCUCCUACUGGCCGUCAAAUCCCUUGCUCCGCACUUUGACCGCCGCCAGGCCAUCCGCCAGUCGUGGGGUCGAGCCGGCGUCCUCGCCAACCGGACGGUUGUCACGGUGUUCCUGCUCGGCAACACCACGGCCGCGGACCACCACCCAGAUCUGUCAGAGAUGCUGCGCUAUGAGAACGCUCACCACCGCGACAUCCUCCAGUGGGACUACCGGGACUCGUUCUUCAACCUGACCGUCAAGGAGGUGCUCUUCCUGGACUGGAUGACCACGCGCUGCCCUGGAGCUCAGUUUAUCUUUAAAGGGGACGAUGACGUCUUUGUCAAUACGUUGAGGAUCCUGGCCUUCCUCAAGGGCCUCUCGGGGCCCCGGGCAAGGGACCUGUUUGUAGGGGAUGUGAUCACCAACGCAGGGCCAAACAGGAAUAAAAAGGUUAAGUACUUCAUUCCAGAGAGUUUGUUCGUUGGCAAGUACCCGCCAUACGCGGGUGGAGGGGGGUAUCUGUACUCCGGGGACCUGGCCAAGCGGCUGCACGGGGCAUCGCAGCACGUACCGCUCUACCCCAUCGAUGACGUUUACACAGGGAUGUGUCUGAGGAAACUGGGGCUGGGGCCGGAGAAACAUAAAGGCUUUAAGACGUUUGACAUUGAGGAGAAGUACAGGAGGAACCCGUGUGCCUAUAAGGGUCUGAUGCUGGUGCAUAGCCGGACACCGCAGGAGAUGAUCCAGAUCUGGACCUGGCUCAAUGACCCCAACUUGACCUGUCAGUAACUACCCAGCCGGUGUCCAUUUUGACUUGAGCUAUCAGAAACCGGGGACAACAGGUGUCUGUGGCCGUCUUUGAUUUGAGCUGUCAGUAACCAGGGAAGACGGGUGACUUAAACUGUCGCUAACUUCCUGGACCAGACACCACGACAGGCAGCCAUUUUGUUAUGUUGGUUGUUAUAGUAACUCUGUGAGAGGUCAGUGGCCACUGUUUUGUGACACUUGGUAGGGUUGUUACGUUCUAAAGGUCAGACACCGUUUUGAGGGUAGGAUUAUUACUCUUGGAGGGUCAGUGGAACAUUGGCAGCUUUAAUGUUAUUAUCAUGGUUGUUGGUGUUAGUUUACCAUCUUCAGAGUUGAAUCUUGGAUAAACAUUUCAGGUUUUCAAUCCCAAGAUAAAGAUGGCAUGAUUGUGAUGGCAGACCAACGUGUCUCUGAGCUUUCUAAAUGGUCAAGAUGGUGUUAUGAUGGUGAAGUCUGAUGGACCUUUCAUGAUUCCCCACUGUGUCUGACGGCACAAAGAGCCUGUACCAUGCUGUAUUAUGAGGGGUUGGAGACGGAGGUUGUGUGAAUGAGCAGCCUGAUCCCAGAUCUGUUGGUUGUUUGUUGUGAAAAUGACCAUAAGAGUUGGCAAGACUGGCACAAACUGAUCUGGAACCAGGCUAAUGGAUGAGUGCUCAGCUGGUCUGGGCCGUGCUAGAUAGAAAUGUCCAAAAAGAUGUUUGGUCGUCCCUGUUGGAUAAUGUAACUUGGGAACAUAAAUAAAAUAAAAAGAGCACAUGUUCAACUUAAAAAACCAAACUUCUUCCAGUCUGAAGAGAUCUGACGGAUGGACCUUUAUGAUAAUACUUUAACACCGUGUGUCUGACGUCACAAAGAGCUUUUAAAAUGCUGUAAAACAGUGACUAUAGGCUAAGUGCCAAAUAAAGUAACGGGGUUGACCGUAACGGGGUUGACCGUAACGGGGUUGAUUAGUUCAUCUUAAAUCAGCCAUAAAUCUCUGUGACAGGGGAAUGGAAGCUUGUUGUAUGCAACAGGGAGGGGCAAUUGAAGGCAAGCUUUCUUUAAAAAUGUCUAUAUUUCUGGGCAACAUGUACCGUGUUAUGCUCAACCCGCUCAUUUUUCCACCACACAACACCAGAGAAUGUACAGAAAGAGCAGGACCAGCUCACCUGCUUUUACACUGACUGGACUAUUCAAUGUUUCUUUUGGAAAAAUCAUAUCACCAUAUUAAAGCGAGAGUUCAGUUCAUUUAACAGGGUUGACCUUAAAAUCAGGGACAGGUUAAAAUAAAUCACUAAUCACAUGAAAUGAAUUAAUCUCUAGAAAUGGCUUUGUCAAAGCAACAAAAUAACUAGGGCUUUACAAUGGUGGUGAAAACUUUUGGGGUUAAAGGUCAGCAGUUGCUACAUUCAUUGUUGAUUCUUGAAGAAUUGAACUGAUAAAUACCUUCCAUGAGCUUAGUUCAACUGUCCCACCACUGUGUUCAGCUGUCCUUGCAUCCAUAGCCCUGUCUAUGAUGUUGACUGGUUACAUUUCUUCAGCCCAGUCCCUCAGCUUUUUACCAAAACAGGGGCGGGGACUUAAUGUAUUGUUUCUACUGCUGAUUGCAGCUUUAAGUGGGUUAAAAUCUUGCUAGAGGUCAAAGGGAAAUGCCAAAAUACUGACUUUAUGGCACUGUAGCAAGUCUUUUCAUAUUAAAAGUCAGAAUUUGUGGUCGAUAUUAAAGGGCACUUCAUUUAAUAUAGAAGGCUGUUGAAAUACAGUGUUGGUGGACAGUUGUUACUUAAAUAUCAAAGGGAUGCAAAAGAAACGUUUGUGGAACAACCCUGUUCAGCGUUGCUUCAGGUCCUCCUUAUAAGCCAGCCAUCUUCAUUAACAAAGGAACUGUCAAGCUGAAAUGGCUGGUUUAGCAUAUUUUCAUAUCGAACACCCCUCCCCCACAAACUAUAACAAAGAUAAAGCUAGAACCGUGAGCAAGGCGAUUGGCUAGUGGGUCAUUCAUGUUUUUAAGCUUUUGUUUUGUAACUGUGUUUACUGCCUGUUUCUGAGUAGAUCAGAGAGAGAUACUGUUUUAUUUAUCCACAAUAAUUACUGUUCUUGUCAGAUGGUAAAAAACCAUGUCAAAGGUCAAAUCCAGUAUGUUCUAUUCCACCGCUGCCUUAAAGGUUUAUAGGAAGACGGGUGUAAGAUUUCCUUCAAUUUAUGUCAGAGAAUUUCCAUUGUUGGAAUGUUGAUGUAACUAACAUUUGAUUUGCAUCUAGGACGAUCUAGCCUAAAGAGCUGUAUGUUUUAUAAGGUGUUUAUUUAUCAACUAAUGUAUUAAUCAACUGUCUGCACAACUUCUUAUUGGGUGGCAAUUAUAGUCCAUUUUGUUUUGGUGUAUUUUACUGUUGAAAGAAAUGGAUGUUGAAUAAGUUACAUAAAUAUAUACACUGUGCCCAGGUCAGGAAAGACUUGCAUCAAUUAAUAUAUCUAGAUGCUGUACGUAGAGGGGCGUUGUGCCGGGAAGACGGGCUUUACGUAGAGGGGCGUUGUGCCGGGAAGACGGGCUGUACGUAGAGGGGCGUUGUGCCGGGAAGACGGGCUGUACGUAGAGGGGCGUUGUGCCGGGAAGACGGGCUGUACGUAGAGGGGCGUUGUGCCGGGAAGACGGGCUGUACGUAGAGGGGCGUUGUGCCGGGAAGACGGGCUGUACGUAGAGGGGCGUUGUGCCGGGAAGACGGGCUGUACGUAGAGGGGCGUUGUGCCGGGAAGACGGGCUGUACGUAGAGGGGCGUUGUGCCGGGUAGACGGGUCAUUGUCUCAUUCAGUAUGCAAACCAAACGUUGUGGAGCGUUGCAGACAUAAAUAUCAUGAAGAGAGCUUUGAUUCCUUAUCCUGCAGGUCAGAGGCAUGUUAGUUCUACAAAAAACAUAUCUUAACAUUCCACAACAGUGUGCGCUGCUGAACGCAGCCUUGUUGUUUACAAUUCAUCUGCCACAGUGAUAAUGAUCCAUUCCCCCUGGGGGUGCGCGUUCAGCAAGACGCAAUGUUGGGGAACGUUCAGAUAGAAAUAUGCUAUGUAGAACAAACAUGCCUCUCUGACCUGUAGAAUAAGGAAUCAUGUUGGCUCUAUUUCUGGUGUUUCUAUUUGCAAAAUUUUGGCUGCUGAACGUGGCCCUGGGGUUCUAUUGACGUAACCAGGAAGUGGGCAGGAAACAGUGAGGGCAGGGCCUCUGCUUCAAAGAGGGCGGAAGUCAGUCUCCAAAAACAACUUCUGUUAGACUGUCCGAUGUGUACAAUAAAAGAGUUGGUGCUGUUUUAUUGAA
Salmo salar (Atlantic salmon) is the source of this 5119-nucleotide messenger RNA. Lineage: Eukaryota; Metazoa; Chordata; Actinopteri; Salmoniformes; Salmonidae. The record is from RefSeq and is a predicted model, not a curated record.